Ficedula albicollis (Collared flycatcher) is the source of this 1655-nucleotide messenger RNA. It is a transcript of the gene COLQ, whose product is annotated as collagen-like tail subunit (single strand of homotrimer) of asymmetric acetylcholinesterase. Gene Ontology annotation, molecular function: heparin binding. Lineage: Eukaryota; Metazoa; Chordata; Aves; Passeriformes; Muscicapidae. Bases 1 to 1548 code for a protein of 515 amino acids. The transcript is spliced from 18 exons. The record is from RefSeq and is a predicted model, not a curated record.
AUGGGAAAUGGUUGGCAUUCUUUCUUCCUAAAGGCACGGAGAGGGAGGGGAAGAGAGAGAGAGAGAGACGUACACACAGAGAGACACACACACGCAUCCCAUAAGAGGGAGAGAGGGCAGAGAGAGCCCCCAAGCAGCCCGGUGCCUCUGAGCUGGGAUCUCCAGGGCAGAGCCAGCAUGCUGCUCCUCAGCCUGCUUGUCCAGGGAUCUUACCUGCUGCUUUUCUCCUGCUUUGCUUUGUCUCAGACCGCCUACGCUGACAAUGUCUUCUCACUUUCAGCAGAUCUCCCUUGCCUGGAGCAGAAGAAGCAGCUCAGCUGCAGAGCAUGCUGCCUCCUCGGCCCUCCUCCACCGCCCCUGUUCCCACCACCGUACUUCAGGCACAGCUGGAGCACUGUAAGUGUGAAGCUGGACAUGGAAGAGUUGUGCCGUGAGCUCCAGAUAAUACAGGCUUCCUCUCUGCCUGAAUCACACUGUUCUGCAGGGCCUCCUGGCCCCCAGGGUCCACAAGGAAUUCCUGGUAUAAUGGGACCAAAAGGGGAGAAAGGGGAGAUUGGCAGGCCUGGAAGAAAGGGCAGACCAGGUCCCCCGGGUGUCCCUGGGAUGCCAGGACCCAUAGGAUGGCCUGGACCUGUGGGACCCAAGGGUGAAAAGGGAGAGUUGGGUGUGAUGGGAUUGCCAGGUACAAGAGGACCAAUGGGCUCCAAGGGUUUUCCUGGAACUAGAGGAGAAAAGGGAUCCAGAGGCGACAGAGGCGACAAGGGAGUCAAAGGAGACCCGGGAGAAAUAGGCUUCCCUGGAAUGCUGGGACAAAAAGGAGAGAUGGGCCCCAAGGGACAGUCUGGAGUGCCAGGACACAGAGGACCCAUAGGAAGACCUGGAAAACGAGGCAAACAGGGACUCAAGGGAGACAUUGGACCUGCAGGUGUCAUGGGCCCCCCUGGCAGACCCGGUCCUGUUGGCCAGCCUGGCCCCCCUGGACCCUCAGGAUUAGGGCAGUUUGCAAUAGGACCAAAGGGAGAAAGAGGACUUCCAGGGCCUCCAGGGAGAUGUCUCUGCAGAACCCCACAGCAUAUGAGUAACCCAUCAUAUGAGGAAUCUGUGUUUGGACAAGGCUACCCAAAAGUUCCUGCAAUUUUUGUGGUGAAUAAUCAAGAAGAAUUGGACCGGUUAAACACUGAAAAUGCAUUAGCUUUUAGAAGAGAUCAGAGAUCUUUGUAUUUCAAGGAUACCUUUGGAUGGCUCCCAGUCCAGCUCAGCCCUCUGUAUCCCAUGGAUUACCGCCUGGAGGAUGGGGGCACCUGCGGAGACGGGAUCGUGCAGGAUGGGGAGGAGUGCGACGACGGCAACACAGUGGUGACUGAUGACUGCAUCAGGUGCCGCCGUGCCUACUGCGGAGAUGGCUACAAGCACGAGGGGGUUGAAGACUGUGAUGGGAUGGAUUUUGGAUAUUUGACAUGUAGAACAUACCUUCCUGGGUCUUACGGAAAACUGCGAUGCACUUCUUACUGCUACAUUGACUCCACACAGUGUCGGUACUUCACAUGAGGGGAGCGGAGGCGGGGAGCAUCCCACGUGGAGCGGGUGCUAGGUGCUACACUACCACCUAUCCGAGAAGGACUGGGACAGAAAAACACCCCACCCACCUCUGGGAA